CUGUCCGGGCUGAGCGGCUACCUGUCGAUAUCGUUCUGGCUCUUUGCACAGAUCCCACAGGUGAUCAAGAACCACACAGACAAGUCCGUGGACGGGUUCUCCCUUGGCUUCCUGUUGUGCUGGUUUGCCGGUGACUUUCUCAACCUGGUGAGCUGCCUGCUCAACGACGCCAUGGCGUUCCAGAUCUUGUUGAGCGGGUACUACUGCGCCAUCGACCUUGUGCUUGCGUUCCAAUACUACUACUACAAGCGGAUGUACCACAACCCGGAGUCAAGAUGGUACCACCCGCCGCGCAGAAGAGGCAAACACGCCCGCAGUCCGCGGACGAGCUUGAGAGACAACCUCGAGACAUACGGAUCCAUCGACACAGAGAUGAUGAUCGACCAGCGGAUGCUGCAGCAACAGCAGCCACAAGGACAGCGGACUGGUGUAUUCAAGAAACAAAAUGCCGGAAUAUCGAAGCUGGUGACGUCUGCGCUCAUCAGCGGGUUCACUAAAGUGCAGGGACUGCCCAUAGUACAGCAAUACAUAGACACAGAGCUGCUGGGGAAGAUUCUCGCUUGGGCGUGCACGGCGCUCUACUUGGUCUCAAGGAUACCGCAGAUCUACACAAACUACAAGCUGCAGUCGACGAGGGGCAUCUCGUUGAAGUUGAUCUGCUUUGCGCUCUGCGGGAACUUCUUCUACUCGGCGUCUCUUCUUCUGAGCGAGAACUCGACCGUCGGCGGCGAUGUGUCCCGGGAGUUCUGGAAGGCCGAGCUCAGCUACUUGAUUGGGGCGGUUGGCACGGUGGUUUUCGACUGCUCGGUGCUUGUCCAG
Messenger RNA from Pichia membranifaciens NRRL Y-2026, 819 nucleotides. RefSeq lists its product as hypothetical. The record is from RefSeq and is a predicted model, not a curated record. Lineage: Eukaryota; Fungi; Ascomycota; Pichiomycetes; Pichiales; Pichiaceae. The annotation marks the transcript as partial. The transcript has 3 exons.